Megalops cyprinoides (Indo-Pacific tarpon) is the source of this 484-nucleotide messenger RNA. Its product is annotated as 40S ribosomal protein S25. The record is from RefSeq and is a predicted model, not a curated record. Gene Ontology annotation, cellular component: cytosolic small ribosomal subunit. The coding region runs from base 32 to 406 and encodes 124 amino acids. Gene Ontology annotation, molecular function: structural constituent of ribosome. Lineage: Eukaryota; Metazoa; Chordata; Actinopteri; Elopiformes; Megalopidae. The transcript has 5 exons.
UUUCUUUCCGGCAUCUUGACUCUGUAGCAACAUGCCUCCAAAGGACGACAAGAAAAAGAAGGAUUCGGGAAAGUCCAAGAAAGACAAGGACCCGGUUAACAAAUCCGGAGGCAAAGCCAAGAAGAAGAAGUGGUCCAAAGGGAAGGUGAGGGACAAGCUCAACAACCUGGUCCUCUUCGACAAGGCCACUUAUGACAAGCUGUACAAGGAAGUGCCCAACUACAAACUCAUCACACCAGCUGUUGUGUCUGAGAGGCUAAAGAUCCGAGGUUCGCUGGCCAGGGCUGCUCUUCAGGAGCUCCUUGGCAAAGGCAUGAUCAAGCUGGUCUCCAAGCACAGGGCACAGGUGAUCUACACACGAAACACCAAGGGUGGAGACGAGGCAGUGACAGAGAAGGAGGCAUAAACAGGUCAUACUGUUGUAUUUCCGGUGAAGAUCAGAGGGGAGUGAACGAUGUAAUGCAAAUAAACAAAAGAAAAAUCA